Hylaeus volcanicus is the source of this 2200-nucleotide messenger RNA. RefSeq lists its product as uncharacterized. Gene Ontology annotation, biological process: deadenylation-independent decapping of nuclear-transcribed mRNA; deadenylation-dependent decapping of nuclear-transcribed mRNA; positive regulation of catalytic activity. Gene Ontology annotation, cellular component: P-body. The coding region runs from base 237 to 1898 and encodes 553 amino acids. The transcript has 9 exons. The record is from RefSeq and is a predicted model, not a curated record. Lineage: Eukaryota; Metazoa; Arthropoda; Insecta; Hymenoptera; Colletidae. Gene Ontology annotation, molecular function: enzyme activator activity; mRNA binding.
CUCAUCUUUGAAAUGUGUCUUAAAAAAUUAAUCACAUGUUUUCGCUGAAGUAUGAACUGCCAUGAUUAUUUUUUUUUUUUUUGAAAUUUAAAGUCUUUUUUUUUAAUUUGUAAGCUUCAAGGAUAAAAUAAAUACAAUUUUUGUCAAAGUUAGUCCUUUGUUUUAUAUUCAGUAAGGAAAUGUUUAAUUGGAUGUAGUGAAAACGAUAGUAACGUUAUUAAAAAACAGUGUGAAUUAUGCCUCGACAUUUUAAAUUUUUGAACAAUGAGGAAGAAGCUUUACGAAUCCAAGGAGGUCUAGCUUUCUUACAACUAGCGGACCCUAGCAUAAAAAAUGUGGUUAUUCGUGCGACGUUUGUCUCAGUAUAUGUACUGAAUGAAAUAGAUCAAAGCUGGGCUCGAGCGAAUCUUGAAGGCGCUUUAUAUAUUGUUUAUCGUUCAGUGAAUCCUCAUUUCAGACUCGUUAUUGUAAAUCAACGAGAUCCUAGAAAUCUUGUUGAGGAUAUCACGCCUUUAUGGGAGGUGAGCUCAGAAAAAAAUUAUCUUUUUUUUCGAGUUCCAUUAAAUUCCAAAGUCGACACUCAUCCCUCUGAUCCUAAAGAUAGACGUGUAGCAGGUCUUUGGUUUUCCGAUGAUUUCGAACGAAAAUAUGUUCAGAAAGCUAUAGAACGACUUUUAUCAAUAGGAUUGUCACCCGUUAUUUUUGAAUCAUACAAUGAAAAAGCAUCAUCACGUAAAAAAAGUCCUUGUCCUUUGACAGAAGAUCAAGAGAAAGGACCUAAAAGUGUGUUUGUGAAGCGUUCAGCAAACAAGUCUCAAAGUUCUUCAAAUCCCUAUCGCAGUAACGAGCAAAGUCAUAGUAUUGAGCCGAAAGGGAAAGUUGCAGGAGAAGCAAUACUUAAUUUAAUCGGAGUACAUCGUUCCGCUAGUUCGUGUGCUGCUGUAAAGAAGAGUGACAGUCUAGAUAGUUUUUCUAAUAAGACAAGCUGCAAAAAAACCGGUGCGACUUCACCGUCUCCUCAAGAGUCAAAAGAGACAUUGGUUUAUUCACCUUUAUCAAAUCGUACAGCUUGUUCUUCUUUACAAAGUCACGGUGACAUAUACUGUUCAAAUAAUUCGGAGGAAAUCCACGAUUCCGAGUUGCGCAGAAAUUUGUGUGUGCAACUUCAACUCUUUGCAAAACAAGACUCAUCUCGUGUGGUAUCGUUACCCGAUAGCAAUAUUACAAAUGUAGAUGCUACUUCUCAAAAGUCAUUCGUCACUUCUACCAAUAAUAAUUCCGAGUGGUCCAAAACUCAAACCAAUUGUCUUUUUAAACUUUUUCCUUCCACCAAACUUAUUUGUUCGCAAGAUUCAAAGGAUUCCUGUAAGGUCAUGACUAAAACAGCUACUUCGCGUUUAACGUACUCAAAUGAGCCUUUAUCGAAUAGCUACGGUUUGCACUGCUUGAAUUGCUGUUGUCCUUGUAUGCGCUCCCGUUCGUCUUGCUCUUGUAAUGCAUUGUAUGAUAAUGCAACGGAAACUCAAACAAAGAACCCUAAUUUAACAACACGAAAUAAUUAUUUGGAUUCCAUUCUUUGUGAGGGAUUACAAAAUGAAUAUGAACCCACUUGUUGUUGUGGACCUUCAGAAAGUAUUUUGUCAGAGUUAGAUCAACGUCUUUUUCUAACGCUUUUAACACGUUUACUAAGACCUUCUUUGACGCUUUCCCAUUGUGCUACUCAACCUUGUAUAUAUCGGGAAGUAUCCAAUUGUAAACAAUGCGAACAUCUUCAAACGUCAUGUCAUGGAAAAAACUUCAUGAAUUGUACUAAUACUUGUUGUAGUAAACCAGAUGGACACAAUGAACAUCCAAAUCGUACAAAACCUAAUAUUUCGAACGAACCUACUUCUUUUUAAUUCCUUAUCUAUCUUUUGUUGUUUUCGAGGCUUCAUUCAAAACUCUUGCCAAAUCACUAAACAUUUACAUCACUGAUAUUUAUUUUUUCAAUUUGCCAAUUUUUCUAUCCUUCCAAACCAUUCAAUUUCCUUUUUUGAGUUCUUUAGCUACAUGAUCAUAUUAAAAUUUUUAACCGUAUAAGAAAGUGUUAGUGGGUUUAUCAAAAAGUAAUUGUUAAGCGUUAUUUUUUUAUUUGUGCUUUUAUUAUAAAUGAAAAGGAAUUAUUUAAAAACAUUUUGAACAUUCUUUUAAUAAACUGUUA